This is a messenger RNA of Trichoderma aggressivum f. europaeum, 1731 nucleotides long. RefSeq lists its product as uncharacterized. NCBI's taxonomy places the organism in Eukaryota, Fungi, Ascomycota, Sordariomycetes, Hypocreales, Hypocreaceae. Bases 1 to 1731 code for a protein of 576 amino acids. The transcript is spliced from 4 exons. Gene Ontology annotation, molecular function: CoA-ligase activity. The record is from RefSeq and is a predicted model, not a curated record. Gene Ontology annotation, biological process: secondary metabolic process.
AUGCCGUUCAAGUCUUUAUACGAACAUGUCGACAUCCCCCAAACCAACCUCCUGACGUAUCUCUUCGGCAAUGGAUCGAUACUCUCCCAAGAGCCCAUCUGGUUCAACGCCAAGGACCCCAGCAAGAAUCUCUCGCCGCAUCAGCUGGUGCAAUGGAUCCGGCGGCUGGGCCUCGGCCUGCAGCGGAUGGGCUUGAAGAGGGGAGACGUGGUCAUGAUGUGCUCGCCGAACCACAUCUUUGUGCCCGUUGCGUAUCUGGGCCUCACGGGCUCGGGCUACAUCUUUAGCGGUGCCAAUCCCGUCUUUACGGUUCAGGAUGAGCAUGGACAGCUAGCUAACUCAACCCUCUUCACCAACACCACAGAGCUCAGCUACCAGCUCAACAACACAGAAGCAAAGGCCGUCCUCGCUCACCCCAGCGUCCUCCCCAAAGUCCUCGAAGCCGCAUCCAGAGUCGGCAUCCCCAAGAACCGCAUCUUCCAGUUCUCCGACGAGGAAACCCCCGUCCAAGACGGCGUCCCCGACUGGCGAUCCGUGCUCGCCCCUCACCACGACGCCUUCAGAUGGCAAUGGCCCGAGUUGACCGCGGCCGAGGCCCGCACCACCGUCGCCACCAUCAACUUCAGCUCCGGCACGACCGGCCUCCCCAAGGGCGUCUGCGUGCCUCACUCCAGCCUCAUCGCCAACGUCGAGCAGGCCAACCACCUCCGCCACGUCCACAGGCAGCCCGAGUGGCAUCUCCAGCCGCGCAACCGCUGGAUCGGCCUGCUGCCGCUGUACCACGCCUACGGCCAGCUGUACGCCUGUCUCCUCGCCGGCAAGACGCUGACGCCCAUCUACAUCAUGUCCAAGUUCCACUACGAGGACUUCCUGGCCACCAUCCAGCGCUACCAAAUCACCCACCUGCAGAUUGCGCCGCCCAUCGUCGUCAUGCUCGCCAAGCGGCCCGAGACUGCGCGCUACGACCUCUCCAGCGUGCGUCACGCCGCGUGCGGUGCCGCGCCCCUGUCCAGGGAGCUGCAGGUGCUGUGCGAGAAGAAGCUCAACCUGCGCAUCACGCAGGGCUACGGCAUGACGGAGCUGACUUGCACCGGCAUCAGCUUCCCCGAGGGGCUGGAGGGCGAUAGCGGCGGCUCCGUGGGCAGAUUGCUUCCCAACUGCGAAUGCAAGCUGCUCGACGAUGACGGCAAGGAGGUUGGCGUGGGAACACCUGGCGAGCUCUUCAUCAGAGGCCCCAACGUGUGUUUGGGAUAUUGGAGGAACGAGGCAGCAACGCGAGAGUGUCUGGACAAGGACGGCUGGUUCAGAACUGGCGACAUUGCCGUUUGUGACAGCCAAGGCCUGUUUGCCAUUGUCGAUCGAAAAAAGGAGCUCAUCAAGGUCAACGGUCUGCAAGUCGCCCCGGCCGAGCUCGAAGCCGUCCUUUUAGAAAAUGAACACGUCGCCGACGCAGCAGUCGUCGAAAUCAAAUUCGACGAGGAGGAAUGGCCACGCGCAUACGUCGUCAUCCAGCCAUCGUCAAAGGGCAAAGUCACGCCCAAGGACAUCCAGGACUGGACCGCCACGCGCGUCGCCAAGCACAAGCGGCUGGUCGGCGGCGUCACUUUUAUCGACGAGGUGCCCAAGCUGGCCAGCGGCAAGAUUAUCCGCAAGCUGAUGAAGCAGUGGAGCAAGAGGGACGCCGAGGAGAUGGUGAAGAAUGGGACGCAGCCUGUGAGGUCGAAGCUGUAG